AAUAGGAUAGUAUGAUCUCUACAUCCACAUGUACCUCUAUAUAUAUAGAUGCUCUUUUGUAGUGUUAAUUCACAUUAUCAUACACACAUUCUUCAUAUAAUUAAAAUGGAGCAUCCAAUCACCAUUUCUCAUUACACUCCCCUCCCGGACGGUGAGCAUUCACCGUCAUUAACCACCACUAAUACGGCUGAGCAAUCCAGUCGGCGACGGUCAUUAACGUUUGUACUUUUGUUUAGUUCAAUAUUGGCUGCUUGUUUAGUCAUGGGUACGAUGGUUUUGUUUCCAAAUAGCGGUAACGAGGCUGUUGAAAAAUCUACGGUGGUGCCGGAGGAGACGGUGGAGGUGGCGCCACGUGGGGUGGCGGAAGGAGUGUCGAUGAAGUCGUUCCGGCGGCCGGCAUUGAAUGCGGAGCCGCCGGCUAAUUUUCCGUGGAAUUCGAACGUGUUGUCUUGGCAAAGAAGUUCUUUUCAUUUUCAACCAAACCAAAAUUGGAUGAACGAUCCUAAUGGACCUUUAUUCUACAAGGGAUGGUACCAUUUAUUCUAUCAGUACAACCCUGAUGGUGCAAUAUGGGGAAACAAGAUUGUCUGGGGACAUGCAGUUUCCAGCGAUUUGAUCCACUGGAAACAUCUUCCAGUUGCCAUGGUCACUGAUCACUGGUACGAUGUUAACGGGGUCUGGACCGGGUCCGCGACAAUACUCCCUGAUGGUCAGAUUGUAAUGUUGUACACAGGAUCAACUAAUGAAUCAGUGCAGGUUCAAAAUCUCGCGUAUCCCGCUGACCCUUCUGAUCCUCUACUCAUUGAAUGGGUUAAGUAUCCUGGUAAUCCGGUUCUGGUACCACCUCCUGGUAUUGAUUUUAAGGACUUUCGUGAUCCGACGACAGCCUGGAGGACGCCUGAGGGCAAGUGGCGUCUGAUUAUUGGAUCGAAACUCAACAAGACCGGCAUUUCAUUGGUUUAUGACACGGUGGAUUUUAAGAAUUUUACCCUUUUAGACGGGGUGUUGCACGCGGUCCAUGGGACGGGUAUGUGGGAGUGUGUGGAUUUUUAUCCGGUUUCAAAAUUCGGGGAAAAUGGAUUGGACACAUCGUUUGAUGGGGUUGGAGUGAAGCAUGUUAUGAAGGCUAGUCUCGAUGAUGAUAGAAAUGAUUAUUAUGCGAUUGGAACUUAUGAUCCUGUUUCGGGAAAAUGGGUCCCUGAUAAUCCUGAAUUGGAUGUUGGUAUUGGACUGAGGUACGAUUAUGGAAUAUACUAUGCUUCGAAAACGUUUUAUGAUUCGAAUAAGAAGAGGAGAGUGUUGUGGAGUUGGAUCAAAGAAACUGAUAGCGAAAUUAGUGAUGUCAGAAAGGGCUGGGCAUCAGUCCAGGGUAUUCCAAGAACGAUAUUGUUUGAUCCUAAAACAGGGAGCAAUCUACUACAAUGGCCUGUUGAAGAGGUUAAUAAGUUGAGAUUGAACAAAACGGUAUUUGAAAAUGUGGAGAUCAACACUGGUGCAGUUCUGCCGCUUGAAAUUGGCUCAGGAAGUCAGUUGGAUAUUACGGCUGAAUUUGAGGUCGAUAAGGAAAGUCUGGAGAGAGUACAAGAAACAAACGAGGUGUAUGAUUGUAAAAACAAUGGGGGUUCUUCUGGGCGAGGCGCUUUAGGACCAUUUGGUUUGUUAAUUCUUGCUGACAAAGAUCUUUCGGAGCAAACCCCUGUCUACUUUUACAUUGCUAAAGGUUCUGGUGGAAAUCUCCGUACCUUCUUCUGUGCCGAUCAUUCAAGGUCUUCCAAGGCAGUCGACGUUGACAAAGAGAUUUAUGGUAGUGUUGUUCCAGUACUCAGAGGUGAAAAAUUAACAAUGCGAAUUUUGGUGGAUCAUUCUAUUGUGGAGAGCUUUUCUCAAGGAGGAAGGACAUGUAUAACUUCCAGGGUUUAUCCAACCAAAGCCAUAUACAAUAACGCUAAGGUUUUCUUGUUUAAUAAUGCCACGGAAGCUAGAAUCAUUGCUUCACUGAACAUCUGGCAGAUGAACACUGCUCAAAGACAAACACAUUUUGCAGAUCUUGUUAUAUGACAUGUAUAUUUUAAUUUAGAUUCGUAUAUGUUUCAAUGAAAAUUUUCCAUUCAAUUUUUCAA
Molecule: messenger RNA, 2120 nt
Organism: Daucus carota subsp. sativus
Lineage: Eukaryota; Viridiplantae; Streptophyta; Magnoliopsida; Apiales; Apiaceae
Product: acid beta-fructofuranosidase
Exons: 7
Coding region: 49-2058 (669 amino acids)
Biological process (GO): carbohydrate metabolic process
Molecular function (GO): beta-fructofuranosidase activity
Source: RefSeq, a predicted model, not a curated record